AUGGCUAAUGAGGACGACAUACCUAAGGGUGAACGUAGGCGUCAUGAAUUGACAACCGUGUUGAUUUUAUUGGAGGAAAUACUUCUGAAUCAUCAAAUCAAUAUGGUGCUCAUAUCUUUUAUAAUCACCCUCAUUGGCCCAGAAACUCGCAAGCGCAAACGAUUGGAUAGGGUUGGAAUUUCUCCUGUGCUCGACACAAUACCUGCUCAUGUUAAGCAUUUAGACAGACUUGUUCGUGUCACUGAUCGGGCAUGUGUGGAUAACUUACGGAUGGAUAGGAACACAUUUGGGCGUCUUUGUCGUAUUUUUCGUGAUCGUGUAGGCUUGAUAGACCAGAAAUUCGUCACUGUAGAAGAACAAGUUGCUAUGUUUCUGUGUGUUCUUUCCCACCACACAAAAGCUCGGAUAGUUGGAUUCAGAUUCAUGCGGUCAUCACAAACCGUGUCAAAGUACAUACACACUGUGCUACGGGGGCUGCUGACGCUACACAAUCUUUUUUUAGUGAAGCCCACUCCUAUAGCUGAGGCUUGCUCUGACCGGCGUUGGAAUUGGUUUCAGGGAUGUCUUGGCGCAUUAGAUGGAACCUAUAUCAACGUCCGAGUUCCGGUUGCUGACGCACCUCGUUACAGAAAUAGGAAUGGGCAAAUCACGACAAACACACUUGCCGUAUGUGACCCACACCUACGCUACACUUACAUUCUGCCAGGAUGGGAGGGAUCCGCUGGUGAUUCAAGGAUUUUGCAGACAAGUAUAUUGCAGUCAAAUUGA
Salvia splendens (bonfire salvia) is the source of this 768-nucleotide messenger RNA. RefSeq lists its product as uncharacterized. Bases 1 to 768 code for a protein of 255 amino acids. The record is from RefSeq and is a predicted model, not a curated record. The transcript has 3 exons. NCBI's taxonomy places the organism in Eukaryota, Viridiplantae, Streptophyta, Magnoliopsida, Lamiales, Lamiaceae.